Molecule: messenger RNA, 1651 nt
Organism: Tarenaya hassleriana
Lineage: Eukaryota; Viridiplantae; Streptophyta; Magnoliopsida; Brassicales; Cleomaceae
Product: probable E3 ubiquitin-protein ligase MARCH10
Exons: 8
Coding region: 173-1459 (428 amino acids)
Molecular function (GO): zinc ion binding
Source: RefSeq, a predicted model, not a curated record
CUUUUUUUCCUUGCUGUGUGUCAGUCAUGGCUUCAGCUAAAAUUAAAUAACCAAAAAUAGGAGGACAAAUAUCUCAAAUCUUUCAGAUUUGCUUAUCUUCGCAGAAUAUUUGUCGAGGGUUUCUUAGAGAUUUUUAUAAUUUAUUUGGUUUGAUUGGUCCGAUCGAUUAAAGAUGCUAGAAUCGGCAACAAAGCCACCUCGCAAUGUAAUCGCCGGAGAUUCUUCCCCUUCUUCCUUUCCGCAGGUUAAAGAAGAGCCUAGUGGAAGCAUACCGAGUUCUGGACCAGACGGAAGGCACCAGGAUCUUUCAGUCCAAAUUCCUCCGAGGCCCAUUGCGGUUAGUAGCGGUUGGAACCCAAAAGGUUCACUGAAAUCACUCACUUCAUUCAAAGGAAGCGGGUCAUCGUCAUCAGGAGGGUUCUUACGAAGUUUAAGCUUAAAAAAGAAAGUUUCUCUACCCGAUGCUGAGAGUAGCUCCCUACUAACACCCGGUCUUAUGAAUUCUACCGAAAGCUCCACUACCACAGAUUCAUCAGGUUUUCCUUACUGGAAAAGAUGCACUUCACUUCCUGCUACUCCUGCCACCAAAUUGUCUCCGGUGAUAUCUACCCCUGUGCCAGUUGAACAACCUAAAGCUAAUAAAGAUGCAGUUCGUCCAGCAGUUUCAAGGUCAUUGUCCAUGCCCGGAAGAAACAAAGUUAUUGUACGAUCAGUCUCUUUCGACAACCGCAAAGAGCAUGCUUCGGCUGAGACCAGUGAUGCGGAUCAAAUCACUCCUGUUCCUCCGGAAGAGACCGAUGAAGAAAUUCCCGAGGAAGAAGCAGUGUGCAGGAUCUGUCUAGAUGUUUGCCAAGAAGGCAACACUCUGAAAAUGGAAUGCAGCUGCAAAGGUGACCUCAGGCUUGUUCACGAAGAAUGUGCCAUCAGGUGGUUUAGUACGAAAGGGACGAGAAUCUGUGACGUGUGCAGACAAGAAGUCCAGAACUUACCCGUGACUUUGCUUCGUGUCCCGACAAAUAAUCAACUGAACAACCAACGUGAACGCAGUCAGCAGAAUAUGCAGUCACAAUCCGUCAGCGCCUGGCAAGAGUUUGUCGUGCUCGUUCUAAUUAGCACCGUCUGCUACUUCUUCUUCCUUGAGCAAUUACUGAUUCGAGACUUGAACACGGAGGCUAUCUUCAUCGCAGCGCCAUUUGCAUUUACGUUGGGACUCUUAGCAUCGGUUUUCGCAAUCAUUCUUGCUAUCAGAGAAUACAUAUGGACGUACGCAGCCCUCGAGUUUGCACUGGUGGGCAUGUUCUCUCAUCUGUUAUAUGCCACGCUCGGGAUAUCAGCAAUCUACGCGAUCAUGUUAUCGGGGAUUCUAGGGUUUGGGAUAUCGGUGUGCCUAAACUCUUUGUACCUUCAUUAUUUCGCGUGGCGUGUACGCGUCACCACGCAGAACUCGGAUCCAGUUUAGGUCUCUGUUUUCUUGUCCUUUAGAGCCUGUGUUCUGGAAGAACAGAACUGCCGAGAAGUUAAGAUUCUACUGGAACUGGUGACUUGUAGAUAAUGUAUUUUGUUUUUCUCUCUUUUUUUUGGUGUCCUUCCAAAACAGAUCUUAAACGGGGUGUCUUCUUAAAUGGGCGAUGUGAGAGAGGUUUUGUUGUUA